Anolis sagrei ordinatus is the source of this 2264-nucleotide messenger RNA. NCBI's taxonomy places the organism in Eukaryota, Metazoa, Chordata, Lepidosauria, Squamata, Anolidae. The record is from RefSeq and is a predicted model, not a curated record.
AAGGAGGGAGGGGGCCAUGGCUGCUGCUGCUGCUGCUUUUUCGCGGCGCUGAGGGAAGAGGAAGAGGAAGAGGAAGCCGAGCAGGACGGAAGCCAGGAUGGGGGAGAAGGCGGGCACCAGGGUCUUCAAGAAGUCCAGCCCCAACUGCAAACUCACAGUCUACCUGGGCAAACGGGACUUUGUGGAUCACCUGGACCGAGUGGAUCCUGUGGAUGGCGUUGUCCUUGUGGAUCCGGAGUACCUUAAGGACCGGAAGGUGUUUGUGACGCUGACCUGCGCCUUCCGGUACGGGCGCGAGGACCUGGACGUGCUGGGCCUGUCCUUCCGGAAGGACCUCUUCCUGGCGUCCUGGCAGGCCUUCCCUCCGGCCCAGGAGACCCCCAAGGAGCCCCUCUCCCGCCUCCAGGAGAGGCUCCUCCGCAAGCUCGGCUCCAACGCACACCCCUUCGGAUUCAUCAUCCCGCAGAACCUGCCGUGUUCGGUGACGCUGCAGCCGGGCCCGGAAGACACCGGAAAGGCCUGCGGGGUCGAUUUUGAGAUCCGGGCGUUUUGUGCCAAAAACCUCGAUGAGAAGAUUCAUAAAAGGAACUCCGUCCGCCUGGUCAUCCGCAAGGUCCAGUACGCCCCGGAGAAGCCCGGCCCGCAGCCCAUGGCCGAGACCACGCGCCACUUCCUGAUGUCCGACCGGUCACUUCACCUGGAGGCCUCCCUCGACAAGGAGCUCUAUUACCACGGAGAGCCGGUCAGCGUCAACGUCCACGUCACCAACAAUUCCAGCAAAAGUGUCAAAAAGGUCAAAGUGUCAGUGCGGCAAUACGCAGACAUCUGCCUCUUCAGCACCGCGCAGUACAUGUGCCCCGUGGCCCAGAUCGAGCAGGACGACCAAGUGGCGGCCAGUUCCACCUUCUGCAAGGUCUACACGCUGACGCCGCUCCUGAGCAACAACCGGGAGAAGCGCGGCCUGGCCCUGGACGGGAAGCUCAAGCACGAGGACACCAACCUGGCCUCCUCCACCAUCGUGAAGGAAGGCGCCAGCAAGGAGGUCCUGGGCAUCCUGGUCUCGUACCGGGUGAAAGUGAAGCUGGUGGUCUCCCUUGGAGGUGACGUCUCGGUGGAGCUGCCCUUCGUCCUCAUGCACCCCAAGCCCCCCGACCAGGCCUCCCUCCCGCAGCCACAGAGCACCGCCCCAGAGACGGACGCAGACGCACCGGUGGACGCCAACCUCAUUGAGUUUGAAACCAACUACGGCCAGGACGACGACAUUGUCUUCGAGGACUUUGCGCGCCUGCGGCUGAAGGGCCUGAAGGACGACAAGGAGGACGACGACCACUUCUGCUAGGACGGCCGCGAGGAAACCCCUCCCCCCCGAAAAGGGGGGGCAUUGGGGACCAGCCAAAAGAGGGGAGGGGGGAGGCCAGGGAGAGGGAGCCCCCCUCCUCCUCGGUCGGUCAGAGAAUGUCUUGCCGGAGACCCUCCCCCCCACGCCCCUCCCCAUUCCCAGCUUCCUGUGUCUUUGAGGGGGGCGUGACCCCUUCAGGGGGCUUUUAAUGUGACUAAAGUGGGGAGGGGGCUUCCUUCCUUCCCGCGCUCCCUCUUCCGCCUGCUGCCUCCCCUCUGCUGCUGCCGCCGCCGUCACCCCCGCUGUGUAUUUUCCCAGAUGAACUUUAACCUUUCACUGCGCCCCCCCCCCCCCACUUUUGUGUCUCCUCGUCGUCGCCCCCUCCCCAGUUUCCCCUCCCCGAGUCUGACGCACUGGAUCCAUCCAUUGGUUGGGCAUUACGUGUCUUCUUUUAACUUCACCGCCGCCUCGGGUUUGUAAACGCCUCGUUUUAAGGAACGCUGUUUUAACGGGUUUGUGUCGGGAAUGAAGCCCCCUCCCCACUGUCAGGGGGGGGCAAAGAAGCCUCCGGUUGCCUUAGAAGCCAUUUUGCAGGGGGGGCGGGGGCGUUCUGUCCAUGGGAGACCCCACCCCCCAUUUUAGCCCAUUUUAGCCCUCCCUCCCCCCUCCCUUCCUGCCGUCCAGCCGGGGUCAAGGGUCAAGGCCUGUAAACAAAUAAGGAGGGGGGAGGGGGGCGUCCUGUGGCAAUCGGGACCUUUUUACCCUGGAGACCCCCACCCUUUCCCCCCAAGACGUCAGCCCCUCCCUGGCCAAAAAAGGAAGGAAGGAAGAGGAAGGAAGGAGGAAGAAGGAGGGGAAGGGGAGGGAAGACCAAGAGAGGGAAACGGAAUCAAACACACGGAAUAAAACGGUUCCAGCCACAUGA